CUUCCUUUCUGGAGUUUUGCUUCUGCAAAUUCACAGUGGAGCUGGUCACGGUACCCGUGAUGCUGUUCUUGUGCAGGGUGAUGGUCUACAUGGUGCUGGGGCUGGGGUCCCUGCUGGUGGGAGGGUUCCCCCAGCCCUGCCCUCCGUCCUGCCAGUGCUACGAUGUCUCCAAAGUCUUCUGCUCGGACGAGAGGAUGCGGGAGAUCCCUGUGGGACUGCCAGGAAAUGCCACCCAGCUCUUCUUUGUGGAGACGGCCCUCAGCAGCCUCCACAGAGGGGCCCUGGGCUCCAGCAGCACCCUCACCAAGCUGGUUUUCCUCAACAACAACAUCCAGGCGCUGGAGGCUGGCACGUUUCAGGGGCUGCCCAAUCUCACGGAGCUGGAGGUCUCGGGCAACCCRCUGUCGUUUGUCAGCCCCGGUUUCUUGGCUGGCCUCCCCAGACUCAGCAAGCUCUCUCUGGGAUCCAAUGCCAUCCGCUCCCUGAAGCCAGGAAUCUUCGGUGCCGUGGGCUCCUUGCAGGACCUGCGUUUGCGGAGGAACAAGAUUGAGGCGCUGCCUACCGAGAUCUUCCGCCCGCUUCGGCACCUCCAGGUGCUGGACCUCUCCCAGAACGUCAUGACUGAGCUGCCCCUGGGGCUCUUUGCUCCCCUCACCUCCCUCCGUGUCCUGAGGCUGAGCGACAACCUGCUGGCCUGGCUGCGGCCCAGCGCCUUCAGCAGCCUGGGCCACCUCGUGGAGCUCCACCUGGGCGGCAACCGGCUGGGUGAGCUGCCACGUGAGGCGUUCGCGGGCCUCGGCGGGCUGCGGCGGCUGCAGCUGCAGCACAACGCCCUGCGCAGCCUGCGCACCGACGUCUUCUCCUGCCUCCCCAACCUCACCUCCCUCAGCCUGGAGGGCAACCGGCUCGCCGCGCUGCCGGACACCCUCUUCUGGGGCACCCCGCGGCUCCUCGACCUCUCGCUCGCCCGCAACUGCCUGGAGACGGUGCCUGAGGGCGUCUUCGCCAACCUCUCGGAGGUGCAGACCCUGGCGCUCUCGCACAACAGCCUGGCCCACCUCCCCGCCGGCGCCUUCCAGGGCCUCUCGAGCCUCACGGUGCUGCGGCUCAGCCACAACAACCUCUCCAGCCUGGCGCCCGGGCUCCUGGCAGGGCUGCCGAGCCUGGUGGUGCUGGCGCUGGAGCACAACCGCCUGCCACAGCUGCCCACGGGGCUCUUCGACGCCAACGAGGAGCUGGCGCGUGUCGGGCUGGCGGACAACCCCUGGGUGUGCGAYUGCCGCCUCGCCUACCUCCUGGGCUGGCUGCAGGAGUUCGCCGAGCCCCUGCUCCACACGGCGGCCRCCUGCGCCGAGCCCGGGCCCAUGAAGGGACGGUCCCUCCUGGAGGCAGCAGGACAGUGGCUGCCRUGCCAGAGGGAGCCGCCACCAGUGAAGGAGGAGGAGGAGGAUGAUGAUGAGGAGGAGGAAGUGCCUGGUCCGUGCACCUACAGCGAUGCCGAGGGCAGCGUGCAGGCGGCCUGCGACGCCGCGGGCUGCCGGCAGCUCAGCCUGCGCCUGCCCGAGGCGGCGGCGGGGCUGCCCUUCCAGGGCGCCUGGGUGCUGCGCUCCCGCUGCGGCGUGCUGCACGUCAGCGUCAGCCUCACCUCGCCAGGCGGAGGGACCCUUGUUUGGAGGCCUUGCUCCCCGUUCGCCUUGGCUCGCCUCCGGAGUGGCUGCAGUGGGUGCCCACGCUACGUCAGAAGCRUCGAGACAAUGUACCAGCAUUUCCUUUUCCUUUUUUUCCUCUCCUUCCAUCCCUAUAAAUGCCAAGGACAAAUCUUGAGUGAAGACCAGUAUGAAACUCCCAAGGAUUACCAAGAAGUCUACAGAGGAAACAAAAAUGAUGUCAAAGAAAUACCUAAAAUUGCAAAGCCCUUCAUUUCCGAGAUGAUCUUUGUACAGACUAGCGUCACUGAUAUAAGGAAAAGUGCGUUCAGAUACAUGCCUAACCUGGUCAAAAUCCUGUUUAUUGGCAACAAAAUCAAGACAGUAGAACCAGGAGCCUUUGACGGUUUGGAUAAACUGAGGGAUUUGGAGAUCUCUGGUGCCUCAUUAGAAGAACUAGCUGUGGGUACUUUCCAAAACCUUCCAAGCUUGCGGAAACUGGAGCUGAGAGACAGCCACAUCAGACAUAUCCCCAAAGGACUGUUCGAUGGUCUGAAGAAUUUGGGAGAGCUCUCUUUGCACAUCAAUGCGAUCCCUUCUCUCCCAGAAGGCAUCUUCGAUUCUCUUACCAAUCUAACGUUUUUGGACUUGGCUAGAAAUAGGAUCAGGACUCUUCCUGAGGAUGCCUUUAGCAAACUCACCCAGCUGCAAGUCCUACGGCUGUAUGAGAAUGAGCUGCAGGACCUCCCAGAGGGAUUGCUGGAUGGUCAGCAGGGGCUGCUGGAGCUCAGUCUCCAGAGGAACAGGCUCAGCGUGCUGCCCACCACCCUCCUGAAUAACCUACCCCACCUCGAGAAACUCCUCUUGGACAACAAUCUCCUCAGGAUUCUCCCACUUCAAGGYUUUUUUGGUUUAAAAAAGCUGAAACUACUGACGCUGGGUUCAAACCACAUUGCGGAGCUUCCUGGCUGCCUUUUUGAUGUCAUGCCACAGCUCCGGGAGCUGGACCUGGGCAGGAACAGUUUGAUCACACUUCCAGAUGGCAUUUUUAGAAACCUCACAUCUCUCAACAAACUUGUCUUAUCCCAGAACCAGCUAACAGYCCUACCAAGAGGAGCCUUUGCUGGGCUCAGCAAGCUCUCAGACCUCCAGCUGGACACAAAUCAGCUCUCUGCUCUGGACAGUAAGGUCUUUGUUUCUCUCACAAAUCUGAAAACUCUCAACCUUAGAAAGAAUCAGCUGGAGAACAUCCCUCACGGGCUCUUGGACCCACUGGAAAGACUCAGUUCGCUGUAUCUCAGUGGGAACCCAUGGAGAUGUGACUGCAAUCUUUUCUACCUGCACAACUGGAUCCAGAACAACACUGAAAAAGUUAAAUUGCCCACCCAAGUUACGUGCAAGAGUCCACCCCACCUGGCAGGGCAAGCAGUAAUGUCACUGAGAGGCAACCAGUUAAUUUGUCCAAAUACUCCGCCUGCUUCAGCUUCUUUUAGUCCACCUCUGCUAUUCGCUUCCUUGUCACCACAAGUGAUGUCAACUGUGCUAUCAGCCAGGGCUUUCCCAACUGCAGUGCUGACCACAGUGUCACCAGGGACCUUCCCCAUCUUGGCAGUGCCGAACACAGCACUGCCUGCAGCCAUUACUACCGUGAUGUCAACCUUGCCACAAAAAGCUUACAUCAGUUCUCCAUCCUUGGAGGCCCUCAUCACCAAAUCAUCACCAGCUGUGCUGCCAGAGGCCUUCAUCGUAACCCCAUCUCCAACUGUGCCAGUGGAGGCCUCCUUCAGCAUUCCAGCCCUGACCAUGCCUCAGAAGACUUCCUUUACCACUUCAGCUCCAACCAUGCUAACAGAGGCCUCCAUCAGCACCCAAUUUCCAACCAUGCCACCAGAGACCUCCAUCACCAGCCCAUCUCCAACUGUGCUGAGAGAGGUCCAGAUCACCACCCCAUCUCCAACCAUGUCACCAGAGGUCUUCAGCUUCAGUCCAACACCAGCCAUCUUAAGUCUACAGCCUCCUGGAGUCACUACCACAGAGCCCACASCAUUCACACCAGCUUCUGCUGCUACCCCAGUGUCAGCCACUACCCUGGCAGCCACUGCUGGACAAAUGUCACCUGUUCCUUCAGCUCCUACAGGGAGGCCAGCAGCCAACAUUUUGGGCACUCCCAGCAACUCCUUUGCCUCGGGCUUUCCGUCAGUGCUCCAGCCAACCCGCAGGGCUGCUAGCCUGGGCAUGACUACACCGGCAUCGUACUCAUCAUCUGACCAAGACUCUAAGCCAAGCAAGGAGCUGGACCAGGUUGCAGUGUGGGGACAAUCCACCAUCAGCACCCAUGCCUCAGGCACGGCCACACAGGGUGAUGGCCCUGGAAAACCUACUGUGACGUGUGGAGACCCUGCUGCCAACCCUACCGAGUCGUGCUACGAACAGGUCCAUGCCGAAUAA
Molecule: messenger RNA, 4094 nt
Organism: Nothoprocta perdicaria
Lineage: Eukaryota; Metazoa; Chordata; Aves; Tinamiformes; Tinamidae
Exons: 6
Coding region: 60-4094 (1344 amino acids)
Molecular function (GO): protein binding
Source: RefSeq, a predicted model, not a curated record